AGUGUAUUUAUAUUCACUUGAUGUUCGGAUCGAAGCCUGGUCUGCGCUGAUCCCUUGAUGGCGGAGCAGAAUGGCUCGGCCGAGCCGCCGCCGCCGCCGUCGGACGGCGCCAUGGGUGACGCGGCGGCCCGCGACGGCCGGCUCCAGCCCGGCAAGGUGCCGCCGCUCGAUAUCACGGCGGCCCAGGGCGCGGCGCAGAUGGCGGUGGCCGUGGCGCUGUCGGCUUCGGCGCCCGACCCGGACGGCCCGCCCAGCCCCGGCUCGCCCUCCGACGGCCGCCGACAGUCGGCCCGCGGCGCGCGGCGCGACAAACAGAAGCUCGGUCACCGGCGCGUCCGCGAGGGCGAGGUCACAUACAAAAAGAUCCAAACGACCACAAUCAUGGGUGCUAUCCAGCUGGGCAUCUCGUACGCGCUGGGGUCGGAGGCGUCACGCACCACGCGGGACGUGCUGCUCAGCGACUUCUACACGAUAGAGACGAUUGCGUUCCCCAAUCAGGGCGGCACUCACACGCCCGCCCAUCACUUCGUCGACUUCCGCUUCAAGAUCUACGCCACCAUCGGCUUCAAGUACUUCCGGACGCUGUUCGGCAUCCGGCCGGACGACUUCCUGCUGUCGAUGUGCAACGAGCCUCUGCGGGAGCUGACGAACGCAGGCGCGUCCGGCAGCAUCUUCUACCUGACGCAGGACGACGAAUUCAUCGUCAAGACGGUGCAGCACAAGGAGGGCGAGCUGCUGCUCAAGCUGCUGCCUGCCUACUUCAUGAAUCUGAACCAAAACCCGCGAACGCUGCUGCCCAAGUUCUUCGGCCUGUACUGCUAUCAGUGCAACUCCAAGAACAUCCGGCUCGUGGUGAUGAAUAACCUGCUGCCAUCUUCGAUCAAAAUACACCAGCGCUACGACCUGAAAGGGUCCACGUAUAAACGGAAGGCCAGCAAACAGGAGCGCAGUAAGCGGUCGCCGACCUACAAGGACCUGGACUUCAUGGAGCACCACCCCGAGGGUCUGAUGCUGGAGGCGUCCACCUAUAAUGCGCUCAUGCAGACCAUUCAGAACGACGUGCGGGUCCUGGAAAGCUUCCAGAUUAUGGACUACAGUCUCCUAGUGGGCGUCCAUAACCUGGACAUCGCUGCCAAAGAAAAGGCCGAGGCGGAGGCCGAGCCGGAGACGGAUGGCGCCGGUCUGAGCCGCUCGCGCAGCAUUAACCGGCACCGGCUGGUGGCGCACAGCACCGCCAUGGAGAGUAUCCAGGCCGAGUCGGAGCCCAUCGACGACGAGCAGGACGUGCCACCGGGGGGCAUUCCGGCACGGAACUCACGCGGCGAGCGCGUGCUGCUCUUCCUCGGCAUCAUCGACAUCCUGCAGUCGUACCGCGUCAAGAAGCGGCUAGAGCACACGCUCAAGUCGAUGGUGCACGACGGCAACACCAUCUCCGUGCACCGGCCCGACUUCUACGCGCGCCGCUUCUUCGACUUCAUGGCGAAGACGGUGUUCCAGAAGAUUCCGUCGCUGGACGGCAUUAAGGGCAGCCACCGGAAGUUCCGCACCCUCGUGUCCAGUUACAUGGCGCUGCGCCACUCGCCCUCCAAGCGGAAGGGACAGUCGCUGCGGAUGCGCGCGAUGGACAACGAACGCAAGGACUCGGAGCUGUCGGCCGAGCAGCGGCAGCGGCAGCCGGGCCGGCCGGCCACCAGCAGACAAACCUCCGGUGUUGGGUGCGAUUCCAAGUCAGGCGGGCUGCAGCAGCAGACCAGCGUGACCAGCACGAGCAGCGCUGGCGGCCGGCAGCCGGAGUCGGCCUCGCGCCACGUGACGCAGCUCACCAUCAGCGGCUCCUCGUCGGCCGGCGACGACGACAAACGCGACAGCGUCAGUGUGUCGGACAUCCAGCUGGACCCGCGGCCCGAGUCGCGCUCUACGCUGAGCGUCGACUCGGGGCCGAGCUCGGCGGCGGCGGCGGCGACCGGUCCGCUGCGACACGUCACCUGGACGCCGCCCAUGUCGGUGGAGGGCAGCACGCCCACCUGGACCGAGGGCACGCCCAGCUUCACCGAGAGCUCCAGCAGCGGCGACAUGGGCUGUCCGACCACGCCCGUGAAGAGCCUGACGGCCAGCCGGGACAGCGGCGUCAACACCAUGCCGUACGUCAAGCUGAACAGCAGCUGCUCGGACCGAAUCCCCACCGCCUCCUACCAGGAGACGGAGAUGGUCUCGUUUUCAGACGCACCUUUGAAGGGGACGCGGGCGGGCGCCGGUUUCGCCCGGCCGACAGCGCGCAACGCCACUGUCGGCUGGGUGGGCGGACCGCUGCUGAGUCCGCGCAUCCAUUACGAAGACGACGAGGCGGCGAACUCGGCCGCCGACCAGAACGGAAUCUGGGACCAGCGCUGGGCACAGGGCAGACCUGCGGAGCCAGCGGCGACACAGACAGAACUUCAGAAGCUCUCAGCGUCCCAAUCCGAACCCUCAGACUCUCGGAAGGCGCAGCUCGAACCCUCGGACCAUCAGAAGAUCCGGACCGAGCCCACAGAUCCUCAGAAGGUCCAGACCGAACCCACAGAUCCUCAGAAGGACCAGACCGAACCCACAGAUCCUCAGAAGGUCCAGACCGAACCCACAGAUCCUCAGAAGGUCCAGACCGAACCAGACCGAACUGGAAGCGGGCAGCCAGUUGCCGCAGGCGGAGGUCGGGGCGGCGUUCCAAAGGAGUGGCCUGACCGCAGGGCGGGCGAGCCGGCCGAGACCGCUCACCGCGGAGGCGCCGCACCGCACAACUCAAAGGACAGCGCGACGAGACGACCCAGCGAGCCAGGGGGCGCCAGCAGCGGCCCGUCUGGCGUCCCUAGAGGUGACGAGGGCGGCCCGCCGGCCGGGGUGGGCGCAGGUGAGCGAGCCGUCUCGGCCGGACCACCAGCCGACGUCCGCGGUGGCUCGCUCGGGCCGCUCGGUGACUGCGGCCGCCGGCAGGGUGACGGCGGCGCCUCGCUGGCUGGUCGGAUCUGGGGCCGGCUCUCGCUGCGCCUGUCAGGCCGCAGGCGAGCGGGCGGGGCGCGCCGGGCCAACUCGACUGCCGGACGUCGGCCGCCAUCCUCGGAGGCCGUGCUGUGACGCGCGCGGACGGCGCCGGCGGCGUCCGCGACGCGGCGUGGGUGUCCUCCCAGCCGCCGCCGUCAGCCCGCGCCGGCCAGUCCCCGAGGACGGUCGGACAGUCCAGCUCGGGUACAUCGCUAGAGUUGUAUGCGAUACAACCUUCCACCGGCAGAUGGGCCAGUUGUACGGUGUGCACAUGCGUAUCUGGGGCUCUGUGUAGCGAGGUCCGAUGCACUUUCGGCGUGACAUUGGCGCGUGGUGAACAACGCCUGAGAAAGGGAGAGGUGUGUUUGCCCGGACACGUGGAGAGGUGUGUAUGCUGGGGUGUGAGUACGUGUUAGAUUGCGAGGGAACUGCGGGAGUGAUCUGCGUGGAUGCCCGGCUCAUUGUUAUUUCUGAGUGUAAUACAAUUAUUGAAUAUUGGAUGCAAUGAGU
Pollicipes pollicipes is the source of this 3525-nucleotide messenger RNA. RefSeq names its product phosphatidylinositol 4-phosphate 5-kinase type-1 alpha. Gene Ontology annotation, biological process: phosphatidylinositol phosphate biosynthetic process. Lineage: Eukaryota; Metazoa; Arthropoda; Thecostraca; Pollicipedomorpha; Pollicipedidae. Bases 58 to 3108 code for a protein of 1016 amino acids. The record is from RefSeq and is a predicted model, not a curated record. The transcript is spliced from 17 exons. Gene Ontology annotation, molecular function: 1-phosphatidylinositol-4-phosphate 5-kinase activity. Gene Ontology annotation, cellular component: plasma membrane.